GUGCCAGCGCUGGGCUCGGCGGUGUCCCGGUCCCAAGGCACGCAGGCGAGGCAUUCCUGUGGGGAUGGGCGUGCGGCGCUGCCGGUGGGCUGGCCACAUCCCCCGGGCGGGCAGCCCCUAUAUCAGCCGGGCUCCCCGGGCAGCGCCGGCACUGCGACCGUGACGGCCCCCGGCAGCCAUGGAUGACAUUUAUAAGGCAGCGGUUGAGCAGCUGACAGAAGAGCAAAAAAAUGAGUUCAAGGCUGCCUUUGACAUCUUUGUGCUGGGGGCAGAAGAUGGCUGCAUCAGCACCAAGGAGCUGGGGAAGGUGAUGCGGAUGCUGGGGCAGAACCCCACUCCCGAGGAGCUGCAGGAGAUGAUAGAUGAGGUGGAUGAGGAUGGCAGCGGCACUGUAGACUUUGAUGAGUUCCUUGUCAUGAUGGUCCGGUGUAUGAAGGAUGACAGCAAAGGAAAAACCGAGGAGGAACUCUCAGAUCUCUUCAGGAUGUUCGAUAAAAACGCUGAUGGCUACAUCGACCUCGAGGAGCUUAAGAUCAUGCUGCAGGCGACAGGGGAGACCAUCACAGAGGAUGACAUAGAAGAACUGAUGAAAGAUGGGGAUAAAAACAACGAUGGCAGGAUUGACUAUGAUGAGUUCCUGGAGUUUAUGAAGGGAGUUGAAUAAAUCUGAGGCCAGAUCAACCACCUGAAUCUUCUGAACUCCUCCAGUUCUCCAUCUCACCUCCUUGGUUAAGUCCCCCGGCUACCAGCAUGAAGACUGAGAGCUGAAAAAGGUGGCUGCUGGGGAAAUAAAACAUGUUAAUACUGUG
This is a messenger RNA of Pogoniulus pusillus (Red-fronted tinkerbird), 809 nucleotides long. RefSeq names its product troponin C1, slow skeletal and cardiac type (gene TNNC1). Gene Ontology annotation, molecular function: calcium ion binding. The transcript has 6 exons. Bases 179 to 664 code for a protein of 161 amino acids. The record is from RefSeq and is a predicted model, not a curated record. Gene Ontology annotation, cellular component: myosin II complex. NCBI's taxonomy places the organism in Eukaryota, Metazoa, Chordata, Aves, Piciformes, Lybiidae.